Molecule: messenger RNA, 3115 nt
Organism: Siniperca chuatsi (mandarin fish)
Lineage: Eukaryota; Metazoa; Chordata; Actinopteri; Centrarchiformes; Sinipercidae
Product: fibrous sheath CABYR-binding protein-like
Exons: 2
Coding region: 1427-2617 (396 amino acids)
Source: RefSeq, a predicted model, not a curated record
CACGCAAACACUUCACAUGUCAGAUUAACAUUUCAACCUCAGGCUUUGGUGCUCGGCUUUUAUGUUGUAUAUUAUUUUAUUAUUUAAGUUGAGCUUCUCAGAAAUAGCACCGACUGUAGUUUGACUAUACUGUACAUUACUAUACAAGCACCGAGUUUCUGUCUGUGUGUGUUCACAGGUUUUAUUCACACAGUAAAUAUGUAUAUAAUAAUAAUAAUAAUAAUAUGUGUGUAUGAAUGAAUAUAGGACAGUGUAGUGUUCCAGCAAUAUAAAAACCAUGUUGAUGAGACAUUCUGAGUCUUAACAAUGUCAAAACAUAUAUUGGUAAUGCAACAUGAUAUUAUUCUUUGUCUUACUUCUAUUUGGGGGAUAAUCGUGCUCUAACGUUUUGAACUACAGUUCCCAUAAUGCCGUGGGAGAUGUAAACAGGAGGUAUAAUGGUUACAAUGGUCUACAAGUUGAGCCCUGAUUUUCUAUCCUGUGUUUGUUUACAUUUAGUCAAAUGGCUCCAUUAUUAGCUAACACUAGAGAUAUCGAUCUUCUCUGGAUAUGACGCAGAUUCUAGACCCAAAAGUACGAGCCAACAGAGAGUUAAAGUGGAAAAAGUCUUUAGUUUAUUUAUAUAAACAAGGUAGAGUGGAUACCCAGGAGCGCUGCAGUGAACCGAGAAGCGGGGAUGGUUCCUGUGCUGGAUGGACGGUUCGGGAGAGCAGGCAGAGCGAGGACGGCUGGCUGGAGUGGAUCCGAGUACAGGUGACGGCUCGAGUAGUGAAGCUGAACACAAGGAAUCACAGGUACAAACGGAAAAACUCUUAAGAUCAGGACCUGAGGCCGAUCUGUACCACGAUACAGUAGAUACACUGCAGGGUCUUGAUUGGUGGAUGGGAAACAGGUGAGUGACAGCAGAUGAGUCGCAGGUGUGUCAGAUUCUCAGUGGAGGUUUACAGGUUUACAGGUUUUUGGCUUCUCCUGGUGUGGCUGAAUUAUUAACAGGAACUGGUAUUUUUGGAUUCCACCAGUACCGCCUAUGCUGGGUUUAGCAUGGAGCAUGCUAAGCUCCAGCCUGCACCUCAGCCUGAUCCAGUCCUGGAGCCACCCUCUGACGUCGUGCCUCUCUGCUGCCCAGCUGCUCGUCCUCACCACUGCCCUGCGUCCCGCCGCCCAGCAACACCGAGACUCAGCCAUCCAGUUCCACAAAGACCCAGCUGUAGCGUAACAGAGCCGUCAUCAAUCUUGCCUGGUCUCCACUCUGUGGUUCGGCAGACUCCUGGUCUCUAGUCGGCAGACUGGCAAACACCUGUUCCCGCAGCCAUAUCCUGUCCCUGUUGGGCCGCCUCAACCACCUCCUGCCUCUGCUGGAUUGCAGCAACACACUGUUCCUGAACUGCAGAAGUCUCCCAUUCCUGAGUCUGACCGCAGCAGCCUCAUGAACCUGUGGAGCUGCAGUAGUCGCCUAUUUCUGAGCUGCAGCGACCACCAGGUCCUGAGCUGCAGGAAUCACCAGGUCCUUGAGCUGCAGCGACCACGAGUCCUUGAGCUGCAGGAAUCACCAGGUCCUGAGCUGCAGGAAUCACCAGGUCCUGAGCUGCAGCGACCACCAGGUCCUGAGCUGCAGGAAUCACCAGGUCCUGAGGUGCAGCGACCACGAGUCCUUGAGCUGCAGGAAUCACCAGGUCCUGAGCUGCAGGAAUCACCAGGUCCUGAGCUGCAGCGACCACCAGGUCCUGAGCUGCAGGAAUCACCAGGUCCUGAGGUGCAGGAAUCACCAGGUCCUGAGGUGCAGCGACCACCAGGUCCUGAGCUGCAGGAAUCACCAGGUCCUGAGCUGCAGGAAUCACCAGGUCCUGAGCUGCAGCGACCACGAGUCCUUGAGCUGCAGGAAUCACCAGGUCCUGAGGUGCAGGAAUCACCAGGUCCUGAGCUGCAGCGACCACGAGUCCUUGAGCUGCAGGAAUCACCAGGUCCUGAGCUGCAGGAAUCACCAGGUCCUGAGCUGCAGCGACCACGAGUCCUUGAGCUGCAGGAAUCACCAGGUCCUGAGCUGCAGGAAUCACCAGGUCCUGAGCUGCAGCGACCACGAGUCCUUGAGCUGCAGGAAUCACCAGGUCCUGAGCUGCAGGAAUCACCAGGUCCUGAGGUGCAGGAAUCACCAGGUCCUGAGGUGCAGCGACCACCAGGUCCUGAGCUGCAGGAAUCACCAGGUCCUGAGCUGCAGGAAUCACCAGGUCCUGAGCUGCAGGAAUCACCAGGUCCUGAGCUGCAGCGACCACGAGUCCUUGAGUUGCAGGAAUCACCAGGUCCUGAGCUGCAGGAAUCACCAGGUCCUGAGCUGCAGCGACCACGAGUCCUUGAGCUGCAGGAAUCACCAGGUCCUGAGCUGCAGGAAUCACCAGGUCCUGAGGUGCAGGAAUCACCAGGUCCUGAGGUGCAGCGACCACCAGGUCCUGAGCUGCAGGAAUCACCAGGUCCUGAGCUGCAGGAAUCACCAGGUCCUGAGCUGCAGGAAUCACCAGGUCCUGAGCUGCAGGAAUCACCAGGUCCUGAGCUGCAGGAAUCACCAGGUCCUGAGCUGCAGGAAUCACCAGGUCCUGAGCUGCAGGAAUCACCAGGUCCUUGAGCUGCAGGAAUCACCAGGUCCUGAGCUGCAGGAAUCACCAGGUCCUGAGCUGCAGCUGCUUCCUGUCCCUGAGCUGCAGCUGCUUCCUGUCCCUGAGCUGCAGUCCUCCAAAUCUGCUCUCCAGCCACUUUGCCGGUCUCCAGAGCGGAUCUACACCAGCUCAACCUCAUAAGAGGUUCUGCCUUCGCCGCCGGCAUCCAGUCCAGCCUCUGGACAGUUUUCGCCUUCGUCCCCAACGUCCUGAGUUGCUCCACGUGUCUGGUCAUCCUCCGGACCUGCUCUGCCCUUCGGCCUUGCCUCCAGGCAGUUGGCGCCAUAUAAAUAAAAGUGAAAGAGACUCAGAUCUCAGUCUCUCGCUCUCUGAGCGCCUCAGGGAGAGAAUGAAAACUGUGAUACCUUGAUAUGUUUCAGAGGAGGUGGUGUGUAGACGGGACUAACUCCACCUGCCUGUCUCUCCACCUGCCUGUCUCUCCACCUGCCUGUCUCUCCACCUGUCUG